CAGUCAUCCUACUCCCUUCAAAUUCCCCUUCUUAAAAACCUCCAACACUGCCGAUUCUCCUCUCUGAACACAGAACCGUUGAAUCCUUUCACUGAACCCACACCGUUGAAUCCCUCAAUCUCGUCCCUCAGCUUCUCCUAACCCAGAUCUGGGCAUAAGUGUGGGCGAGAUGAAGUAGUGGUGAUUCAGCGGACUUGGGUCUCUAUGCGGUGGUGGUUCGGCGCGGCGCGGCGUGAUUUGCACGAUGCUGGCACUGGUCUGGUCGUGCGAUUCACAGCGGAGGGGCGUUGCUUUCGUUGCUUUCACUGGGUUUAGUUUGCUGUUACUGUGGUUGUGGCUUCUUUUCACUGGGUUUAAUUUAUUGUGGUUGUGGCUUUAUAUUGUUGUGGCUUCUUUUCACAGUGGAUUCAUUUUCUGCAGCAUGCUUAUAUAGGAGGUCAAAAUUGUAGGUUCAAAUUGCAGAAGAACUUUUGGAUUCUAUCCAAUUCAAGAGUUGGAUUUGGUUGAGUGCUAAAACUCCAGGGUUCCCGUAUUCUCAAUUGAUCUCCAAUCCUAUGCAUUUCCUGAAUUGUAUCUAAUAUGGACAGAUUUGAAGCCUUGAGGGUUGAGUUUGUUACUACAGCUACGGGGUUCUUUUUGAUUUCAUAUUCAUGUAGCUCUAUAUCUGGUCUGUCUCGUUUUAAUUUAUUUUUGCUGGUUAUUGUCAAAAGAAUAAGUUUGUUGUGGCUGGCAAAGAAAUAGCAUUGUUGAAGACCAGCCAUGGAAGAAUGAAUCCAAGUGUGUGAUCUGGGUUUUAUGGGCAAGGUGAUGUAUUUGUAGGGAAGAUGAAGAUGUUUUGGAGAGGAAUAUUUUUUUUCUGGGUUUUCUAGGUUGAUGAAGAUGAUGAGGGAGAUGAAGAAGGGGAUAUUUUUCUUGGUUUUUAAGUGUUGUUAAUAUUUUAAUGAAUUAAUUUUUUUGCUCAAUUACAUAUUUACCCUCAGAACGGUUAGUUUUUGGACGGAAAAUUGCUGAGGGACCAAAACUGUUAACAGAGAUAAACGUUGAGGUACCAUUAUGCUAUUUUUAAACGUGGGGGAUUAAUAUUGCACAUUUUUGAAACAUGGGGGACAAAAAGUGCUAUUAAGCCAAAGUAUAUUCAUCCCAAUUUGUAAACAAGAUAAAUCGAUUUUGGAAAUUUUUGAACAUUUACCGAAGCCAAAUUCAGUAGGUAGAAACAUACCUACCUUUUCCUAAUUUCAAUGGAGAGCUGAGAUAGUGAUCAAACACGUUGAGGUCCCACGGCGUGAAUAUAGGAGCAUAGGAAUCAAGAAUUUCUUGAAAAGCUUCACCAUUUUCUUCACGUCAACGUUGAUAGCAAGCCCAUACCUGUGACAAAAAAUGGAGGUGCAACAAUGGUGGAGGCUUAGAUUCUCCUUCAGGAGUGCUACCAUGGUGGUGUGCUUUCUCAACAUAGUCACUGCGAUCUUCUUGCUUCAUGGCUUUCUUGCUUCUUCCUACACUCGCAACAAACUGUCCACCGCAAACUCAAACUCAGCUCAGCUCAGUUACAUCAAGGAAUCUGAAGAGAUUCGUCUUGCCAUGUUACCAUUGGAGCUGAUUAAAAGAGUGAGGGAGAUUGAGCAGGAAGUAUACAGUGAACCAGAAGCAGCCCAGAAAAAAGACGCAAAGAAGACUGCAGCAGUUGAUCUGUCUAAAAGGUUAAAGGACUUGCGUUCCUUGAAUGAUGCUGCCGGUGUAAAAGCUUUGGAGGAAUGGCGUAAAAGGAAGAUGGAGAGGGCUAGACAAAGACAAUUGGAGAAAAAUGGAACGACCUCUUCACAAACUUGACUGGAAAUACUCUCCAAUAUGUGAUUAAGUGAUGGUUGAAAAUUGAAAUGCUAAGUACUAGUCACUACUUACACUGUAUAGCUGAUUUUUGUAGUAACUUGUGCUGUAAAGACAUCUUUCUUGCAAACAGAAUUUGAUUGUGAUUGAUACUAUGUAGCUCAUCUUUUACUUUUAUUUUAUUUAUUUUUUAGCAAAUAGAAACAAAUAAUUUACCA
This is a messenger RNA of Lotus japonicus, 2042 nucleotides long. RefSeq lists its product as uncharacterized. Lineage: Eukaryota; Viridiplantae; Streptophyta; Magnoliopsida; Fabales; Fabaceae. The coding region runs from base 1378 to 1827 and encodes 149 amino acids. The record is from RefSeq and is a predicted model, not a curated record. The transcript has 4 exons.